Physcomitrium patens is the source of this 1840-nucleotide messenger RNA. RefSeq names its product putative sodium/metabolite cotransporter BASS4, chloroplastic. Gene Ontology annotation, cellular component: chloroplast envelope. NCBI's taxonomy places the organism in Eukaryota, Viridiplantae, Streptophyta, Bryopsida, Funariales, Funariaceae. The record is from RefSeq and is a predicted model, not a curated record.
GUCGUAAAUCUGGUGGGUAAAGGAUUGGAAGUGGUGCUAUUUUUAAACUGGUCUGCGAUUGUCUGUAUUUCCCCGCAUUUUUUUUGGUGAAUUUAGCUGUGCGAUUCUUCGCGUGGUGGAAAGUAUAAGAAGCGUGGUUCGGCAAAAGCAUUUGCCACGUGUCAACUGUCAAUGCUAUUACGACUCCGCAGAAACGCCCUUUGAAGGCGUUAAGGUUUCUUUGUAGAAAGUCGAUCAUUAUUCUUGGGAAUUCGAGUUUUUGGCAGUGAAUUUAUGAUGCAAGGGGUUUCGAGGUCCUAUUUGCCUAUGGCAUCCGCACAACUUCAUCAACCCUCUCUGCUUACUUCGCCUUGUUUGUAUGCUUCUCGUCGUCGUCCAGUUCUCCAAAGUUCCUUCACAAAUGCGGUUUCUCUUCGUGCUUUUGGAAAGAAAUUUCAACCAUCGUUUCCCCUAACUUACACUGCGGAGAAUGUCGGUUUGAACCACCAGCAACUUCAGGGGAAACUGAAGGCAACCCCCAAUGAUGGCCAAAGCCCUAAUGACGAUACCAAACUUCAUCAGCUGCAUGAUAUCUCCACAUGGAUUCUGGAUUUUGCAGCUUCAAAUUUAUUGCCUCUCGCCUUGAUUACGGGAGUUGUAGUCGGCUUGGUGUACCCACGUUCUGGUCAGAUUGCCCACCAGUGGGGUCUAUCAAAAUGGAGCACUUCUGGAAUAUUUCUCAUUUCUGGGUUGACUUUGAAAACCGGAGAUAUGCUCAAGGUAGCCAGUGCGUGGCCAGCUGCAUUGUUUGGUGUUGUUUCGAUUCUGUUCAUUACUCCUUUAGCAGCCCUUCCAAUCUUGCGCCUUCAGCUAAAUCCUAAAGAACUUGCUACAGGGCUUGCAAUCUUCUGCUGUGUACCCACGACUCUCUCGAGCGGUGUAUCCCUGACGCAGGUUGCAGGAGCAAACACUGCAUUGGCUUUAGCUCUUACCAUAACAACAAACCUCGGUGGCAUAUUAACUAUGCCAUUUUUGCUAUCUUCUUUGGUUGGUCAGAGUGUUGGAAUCACUCUUCCUGCAGGCCCUCUUCUAAAAUCCUUGGUGGAGACGUUACUCUUACCCCUUUUACUCGGGAAGAUGAUACGAGAAUUUUCUGGUUAUGCGAACUUAUUAGACGAAAAGAAGCGAUAUAUGUCGAUGAUCAGCAGUCUCUUGCUUGGCCUUGUACCAUGGAUGCAAACAAGUUGUUCGAGAGAAAUGUUACUCUUGGUGGACCCAAUCCAGCUACUAGCUUCCAUUUUUUGUGGCAUAGCUUUGCAUGCAGUGUACGUCAUAUUUAAUACUACUGUAAUGUGGUUCUUCCCUGCGUAUUGGGGCAAUAAGGGUGGUGACCAAACUUCAGCAGCACGGGCAGUGAUUCUCGUGGCCAGUCAGAAAACAUUGCCAGUUCUCGUAGCAGUGGUGGCAAAACUUAAUGGCGCUUUAGGGGAAUCAGGCUUGCUGGUGCUACCCUGUAUAGCCACGCAUCUGAGUCAGAUACUCUUCGACUCGGUACUCGUCGGUUACUGGCUGGAUUCUGACAAAUCGGCCAAUAAGAAAACUGCUUGAUGUGGUGCGACAUGCAAGCCAAGGGUGCAAUGUACACAACUUUUGCUAUAUAUUUUGUAUUCCAAUUUGUGUUGAAUUAUGUGGAUUUUAAGUGCAAAUAAAAUAUUGAUCCUUAAUUUUGACAUGACGUUCUACAACCUAUAGUGAUUAUCAACCUGAAGACUCAGCUAGAUCAUAUUUCCACUUCGGAAAUUAUUCUAAUUGUUUUUCCCUUCACAGUUUAUGACAAUAAUGUUUUUUUUCAAGGACCAAA